Heterotrigona itama is the source of this 2016-nucleotide messenger RNA. The record is from the annotation of a GenBank genome assembly. NCBI's taxonomy places the organism in Eukaryota, Metazoa, Arthropoda, Insecta, Hymenoptera, Apidae.
UGUAAAAUAAUUUUCUAUACUACGAAUUUAUUAUCUUUAAUCUCUUCUCCUUCAUUUAUUGAGUAAAAGCAGUUAAAAAACAACAUUUUAUACUAUCAAAUAUGGAUGAAAAUCUAAUCAAGGAAAUACACUAUUUAACGCGUUUAAUAGAAAAUCAUAAGAAAAAAUUGCCAGAUAAGUCACAUUGUGUCGAAAAACCUAUCAUAAAUCAGACUUUGAAUUCUGUAAAAUCUGGGAUGUGUAUAAAUUUGCUUCAGAAAUCUCAACAAUUGUCAAAAACAUCUACUAUAACAUGUAACAUGUUGACAAGUACUAAUGUAUAUAUUAAUCCAAACUUUAAACACCAAAAUUCUGCAAUAUAUAUUAAUCCAAAAUUACGUAAGAAAUCUUUGGUACAUGUUAAUCCAAAAAUGAUGAAAAAUGUUAUCAGUUCUAAUGAAGAUAAUCAAAGUAAUUCUUUAAAUAUAACAAAUACAAAUUCUAUUCAAAAAUCAGUGCAUGUUAAUCCAAAAUUAAUGAAAAAAUUGUCUUCCUCUGUACAAUCUAAACCGGCAGAGCAUAAAGAAAUAAUUGUACAAAAUAUUACUUAUCCUACUUGUUCAAGAUUAAAACUUGUUAAAAGAAUAAAUUCUCCAAAGGUUAUUCAUAAUCAAAAGAAAGUAAAUAAUUCCAGUAUUGUAGCUUUAUCAGAAAGAAAACUUUUACGUGUAAAACGUGGAUUAAGAAAAUCCUUUAGUACUUCUCAAGUUGAACUUUAUAAAAUUAAAAGAUCUUCAAAUUCUCUAGUAAAAAAUAUGAAACCUAUACCUCAAAAGUUUAUGAAAACAAAGAUAAUAAAUUCUUUGCAACAGUCAAUUAAUAGAAAUAAUAUUGUAAAAUCACCAGUUAUAAAACCAAAAAUAAACAAAUACAGAAUAGAUCGAACUGUAUCAAAAACAACAAAUACUAGAGAACAUAUAAAUCUUGUUCAGAAAAAAACUAUAAAAACGAGUAAUAAAUCUUAAAGACAAAUUUAUCAUAGCUACUAAUGGAAAAAAAUUAUGUAGAGUAAAAUCUUUAAAAGAAACUUCAGGCAAUUCAAGUACAAAGAUAUUAAAUACAACAAAUGUAAAUAAAUCUUCAUUUAAUAUGUCGCAAAAAAUAAAUUAUAAAAAUAAUAUAAGCAAUAAAGUCAAACAAAAAAGUAUACAAAUAUUACGAAACAAAAUGCAAAAAAAUAACCAACCGUGUUUGAUAUUCCAAAAAUUUGGAUAUUGUUCAAAUCAUGAAAAAGGAAUUUGUGUAAAACUUCAUGAUAAAAAACAAAUUUCUUUGUGUAAGAAAUUUCUUCAAGGAAAUUGUUUAUUGGAUAAAUGUCCGUUAUCUCAUGAUGUUGGUCCAGAAAAAAUGCCAACUUGCAAGUACUUUUUAGAAGGUUGCUGUACCCGAGAUGCUUGUCCUUAUCGUCACAUCAAAGUUUCUUCCAGUACUCCAAUUUGUAUAGAUUUCUUACAAGGAUACUGUGCCAAAGGUAGUGAGACAAUAUUUCAAAAGACCUGGAAGUUUCUUCUUUUACAGUGUAAGCAACGUCAUGAAAAUCUAUGUCCCGAGUUUGAGAAGACAAAAAAAUGCAGUAGAGGUAAGCAUUGUCCUUAUCCACAUAAAACACAAUCCUCUUCUAAGAAACAAAGCCAUUUAAAAAGAAAGUACAGUACACAUUGCAAUCAAACAGUAACUCCUGUUACAAAAAAUACUUCAUCUUUUAAUACUGAAAACAGGCUUAGAUAUUAUGAACAAACAGAUGUUCUAAAUAAAUCUCUUGAUAAAAAAAGAGAAAAUAUUAUAAAAAAAAUUAAACUUAUGAAAAAUAUAGAAUCUGCAAUUCAUUCUUCAAUCUGCAAUACAUCAGUUGAAAUAUGUGAUAAUACAAAUUCAGAAACAAAUGAAAAUAGUAAUAAAUCAGAAAUUAUUUCUGAUUCAAAAAUAUUAAGACGUCCUCCAAUUGGUGUUCUACCUGCUUAUAUACCUAUUGAUUAA